AUGGCCACCGUUACCACCACCAACAACAACCCUGUCACCACCAACAUGGACAAGAAACCUGUCACCACCAACAUUGAGUGGCUCAACCGCGCUUACUCGGCCAAAGGUCUUACCGAUUUGCGCUCCCUUUACGAUGAAUGGGCUACUUCGUAUGACACAGACCUGGUACAACCCAACCAAGACUAUGUCGCCCCUACCCUCGCUGCCGCUACAUUAGCUAAGCAUCUCGGCCCUGAGCAACCACUGGACAAGAUGCAGAUCCUCGACGCUGGCUGUGGCACAGGCCUAGUUGGUGCUGCUCUCGCAAAGCUUGGUGCCAAGCAUAUCAGUGGCAUCGAUCUUUCCCCUGGUAUGUUGAAGGUCGCUGGUAACCUUCAUGUCUACACAAACCUUGACACCACCGACCUGUCCAAGCCACUCGAAGAGGGCACCGAUACUUUUGAUGCCGUGACAUGCGUCGGCACCCUUACACACGCCCAUGUGGGCCCAGAGGUAUUGUCGGAAUUCGUUCGCAUCGUUAAAAAAGGCGGUUGGAUCGUGGCUACCAUCCUGGAUGACAUCUGGGAGGAAGUUGGGUACCGUGCUGAGAUCGACAAGUUGCUUGCGAACGGCAAGGUAAAGCUCGUCAGCGCUGACUCGGGUGACUAUCGUCGUGGAGCCGGUGUUAGCGCGCGCAUGGUGGUUCUCGAGGUCAUCGGUUGA
Molecule: messenger RNA, 702 nt
Organism: Didymosphaeria variabile
Lineage: Eukaryota; Fungi; Ascomycota; Dothideomycetes; Pleosporales; Didymosphaeriaceae
Exons: 1
Coding region: 1-702 (233 amino acids)
Molecular function (GO): S-adenosylmethionine-dependent methyltransferase activity
Source: RefSeq, a predicted model, not a curated record